Molecule: messenger RNA, 2823 nt
Organism: Geosmithia morbida
Lineage: Eukaryota; Fungi; Ascomycota; Sordariomycetes; Hypocreales; Bionectriaceae
Product: aspartyl-tRNA synthetase
Exons: 1
Coding region: 1-2823 (940 amino acids)
Biological process (GO): aspartyl-tRNA aminoacylation
Cellular component (GO): aminoacyl-tRNA synthetase multienzyme complex; cytoplasm; cytosol
Molecular function (GO): ATP binding; aspartate-tRNA ligase activity; RNA binding
Source: RefSeq, a predicted model, not a curated record
AUGCCUAGCCCUUCCAACUUCAUCAGCUCCGCCUUUAAUGGCGUCCGUCGCGGCUCCAAGCGGUCGUCCAGCAAGACACCCAGAAAGGACGCAAAUGAAUCCGACUCCCAAGUGAGCGGAAAGGCCGGAACUGGUGAUGCCAGCAGGACAGGCAGCCCACUCGCAAACCCCAGUAACGUGUCCACACCAAAGACGGCCGACCAGCCCCCGACGCCCUCGGAGACCACUACCACCACUUCAGCCUCCGACAAUACAGCCUCUGGCAACGGUAGCCAUGAAGUCGCCUCGCCCGAGAGCGCCAAAGGUGCUGCCGAUGCUGGCAGCGCUGCCCCGAACAGCGUACCCGUCAUCCUACCGGAUCAUCGCAAGAUUCUCGCCCGCAUCAAUGACAGCGGGCUCGACCUGAAGGGAAACGGCCACCAGAGCCCCGCCCGUUCCAGUGUCGAUGUCAUGUCCAGCCGCCGCUCUUCCAUGGAGAGCGGUCGCACCGGAGCCAGCAAUGAACUGCACGUCCACCCCGGCGAGGUCAUGGCCAUUUCCCAGCUCGAUAAAGUACCCAUUGGUACCGAGGUCGAGUUCCGCGCUCGCAUCCAUACCCAGCGGCAGCUCUCCAAGGCCCUCGACUUCCUGCUGCUGCGCGACCAGACCCACUCCAUACAGGGUGUCCUCGCGCGUGAUGAUCUGGAGAUGAUCAAGUGGGUGCACAAGCUGCACCCCGAGUCCCUCGUUCAGGUCAGGGGCAUUCUCAAGGAGCCCCCGGAGCCCGUCCGCUCUGCCUCCCACCCCGGUAUCGAGGUGUCCGUCAGCAGCAUCCAUCUCGUCAAUGCUGCCCAACAUGCGCCCUGGAACAACUACAAACCUCCCGAGUCGCUGCGCAACCGCAUGUCCGCUCGUAUCCUCGAUCUCCGUCACCCUUCGAACCAGGUUCUUUUCAGGGUCCGUUCCCUCGUCGCCCGGAAGUUCCGUGAUACCCUCGAGGACAAGGGCUUCGUCGAGAUCAACUCACCCAAGCUCCAGCCCGCUGCCACCGAGACGGGCGCUGCCGUCUUCAAAGUUAACUACUUCGGUCGCAACGCGUUCCUUGCUCAGAGCCCCCAGCUGUCUAAGCAGAUGGCUGUCUCGGCUGACUUCCGUCGCGUCUUCGAGAUUGGCCCCGUCUUCCGUGCCGAGAACUCUAACACCCACCGCCAUCUCACCGAGUACACCGGCCUCGAUAUCGAGAUGGCCAUUGAGAAGGACUACCACGAGGUCAUCUACGUCAUCGACGACUUCCUGAAGGCCGUCUUCGAGGCCGUUUACUCGCUGCCCGAGAUAGAGCUGCUGCAGAAGCGCUGGCCCAGUGGCGAGUUCAAGUGGCUCGACGAGACCCUCAUCCUUGACUUCCGCGAGGGCAUCCAGAUGCUGCGUGACGAUGGUAGGGACGUCGAAGAGGAGGAUCUCUCCACGCCCGACGAGAUCCGCCUUGGCCAGCUGGUCCGCGAAAAGUUCGGCACCGACUAUUACGUGCUCGACAAGUUCCCCACGAGCGCACGUCCCUUCUACACUCACAGAGACACCGAGGACCGCACGCGUACUCGCUCGUUCGACAUCUUCAUCCGCGGCCAGGAGAUCUGCUCGGGCGGCCAGCGUAUCCACGACCUCGAAGAGCUCCGCACCAACAUGCUGGCCUACGGCAUGUCUGACGAGGGCAUGGAGGACUACCUCAUGGCCUUUGAGCUGGGCGCCCCACCCCACGCCGGUGCUGGUCUGGGUCUUGAACGUAUCGUCGCCUGGAUGCUAGAGCUGGGUGAUGUGCGUUACGCCUCGCUCUUCCACCGCGACCCCAAGUCGCUUCCCGAGCACAAGCUGGGCUUGCCCCACCCCGAGGCCGACACGACCAAGACCCACCCCGACGAUACGAUGCCACCCCUGGAGAAGCUGAUUGCCAACUACGGUGAUGCGUCCAACACGUCGUGGCUGGAUGACCGCUUUGAGCUCUGGCGUCACCCCACCGGUGCUGCCGUUGGCUACGUCAAGCAGGAGAAGUUUGUCAUGGUGACGGGUGACCCGCUGUGCGACAAGAAGCAGUACCGCGAGAUCUGCAAGGCCUUCAUCACUUUCGCGACAACCGAGCUCCACCUGACGCCCAUCUGGAUGCUGGUCUCGUACGAAGUGCAGCUCAUCCUGGGGCACGACAUGCAGUGGCGCACGCUGUCGUGUACCGAGGAGCAGCGUGUCGACACGGACAAGCACCGCAUCAACGGUAACGGUCCCAAGGCGAGGCGCGUGGAGCGCGAGGGCGUCAAGAUCCAUGAGAUCAAGCCCGAUGCCGACUUCAAGACACGUGCCGACCACGCCAUCGAGGAGUGGAAGAGCGCGCGCAAGGGCAAGCAAGUGCACCUGACCGAGGUGCGCCCGUGGGUGGACCCGGAGCACCGCCGGUACUUUGCGGCCGAGAAAGACAACAAGGUCCUGUCGCUGGUGGUGCUGCACAAGCUUUCUCCCCGCCACGGAUGGCAGGUCAAGUGGGCGCUCGAUUUCCCGCACUCGGUCAACGGCGCCAUUGAGGUGCUGGUCGAGUACGCGCUGAGCAGCGUCAGCGGUCAGGUGACGUUUGGCGUGGGCGUGUCGGAGAAGCUGACGCCCGGCGAGCACAUGAAUGGAAUGCGCGCGCGCUUCCUGGCCAGCACGUACAAGUCGAUUGUCGACAGCCUCGGCCUGCGCCGCAAGGCCGACUUCCGCUCCAAGUUUGGUGUGCUGGGCGAAGAGGUGUACAUUUGCUACCCUAAGCACGGUGUCGGACUGCGUGAUCUCCAGCAGAUUAUCAAGUUCUUCCAGGAUUAA